UAAACAGUGACCCUCGUUUCUUCUCCCCUCUGAUUUUCCCCCUCCUGAGAGUCUCGUUUCUUCUCCCCUCUUGCCAUGGCAAGCGGGGGACCAAAUUCCUCUUCUCCCCCUUCUUGGGCGGAGAUAGUUGCUGCUGUUAAGAACCGUCCAAAUCAAACUCCUUCUCCGUUGGUGGAAGGACCAGUGCUGAGAAAACUCAAGGCUUCAACAUCUGAAUUUAUCCGCCUAGAUGGGGAUGCUAUGGCCAGAGCUCGUCUUCGCAUUCAACAUUCUUUGCUUGGCAAAUUCUUUGGCAAGCCACCCCCGUUCGAUCAAGUUAAAUCUAUCCUUCAGUCCAAGUGGAAUGAUAUUGGUGAAAUCAGUAUUUCUGAUCUACCGAAUGGUUAUCUUUUGUUUAGAUGUGAAUCUUUUGAAAUUUCUCAAAAAAUUCUGUUUGAUGGUCCAUGGGCUGUCAAUGGAGCUAUUCUUCAACUUGCGCCAUGGAAGCCUUUCUUUGAACCAGCUUUCACCAAACUUUCCUCUGCGGUCAUUUGGGUUCAAUUACAUAAUUUACCAGUGGAAUUCUGGGAUGGGGAGACCCUUGAAACCAUUUCCUCCUCUUUAGGGCGUUUGUUGAAGAUAGACGAGUUCACUCUUUCCAUGUCCAGGUCAAGAUAUGCCCGCGUUUGCUUGGAGAUAGAUCUUUCCAAGCCUUUGAAGCAAGGUUUUUGGCUUGGGGAUGACGAGAACAGGGUGUUCGUGGUUGUUCUGUACGAAAAGCUCCCUACUUUCUGCUACCAUUGUGGUAUGGUUGGUCAUGGCUCGAAUCUCUGCAGCCGCCGAAGUUCUAGGAAUCUAAAUCGUCCCUUGUCACCCCCGUCUCAUGUUCAAGGCGAACCCAACGGGAUGGAGAUAAGGGAGGAUUCUGUAUCCCAGAACAAUGGCAUGGAGGCAAGGGACGGUGCUAUGCCUCCACUCCAUGAUGAUAGUCUGUCUGAGAGUGCUGAUACUGAUUUCGGUCCUUGGAUGUUAGUUUCUCGACGAAGAGGGAGAGGUGGUGGCCGCGGUGGCGCCGGUGGUGGUGCUGGGAACCCAGCAUCACGUGAGGCGCAUGUGAGACCCACUGUCGAUGAUCCCAAAGUUUGGCCUCGUUUUGGGAACUCUCGCUCGCCACGUGGAGGAUUUUCCUCUCGCGGCAGAGGUGGCUUUUCUGGAGAACGAUCCAAUGCUUUUACUCACAUCCCUGUUCAGGAGGCGGGCAUUACUGCUGACUUGACUCCUGUUCCUGUUCUCGAUAUGGACUUGUCCAUGGCUCUAGUUCCAACUGAAAAAAGAGACGUUGGUUCUCUAAACAAUCCUGACCCAGUGCCUUGUCCCAAUCCCUCUGUGAGUUCCAAGAAGAAAAUGAAGCAGCCUUGUCAGACCCACUCUCUUCCUCCUAUCCUUCGGACUUCAGAUGACCCACCAGCUAGGUCCAACCUUGCCCCUCCCCCUCCUUCUCAUGCUUUAGCCAUUGUGCAAGUCACUGGAGCUUUGAAUCCCUCUCCUUUGCUAGAAAACUCUGAUCUCUCUAUGAGUGAUUCUGGGGAAGAAGAGACUGAUGAAGAUGAUAGUGACUGUGCCAUGUCAGAAUAUGAUGAUCCUGAAGAACCAGAUGACUCUAUGACAUUGGUUCAGUAUACGAAUGGUCUACGAAAAGAAGCUCUAGAUCGACAUGAUCCGCAAUCUUCCUCUUCUCUGCACAAGAAGGGAAGACUUGAUAUUGAUGGUGCGGCUACUCAGGGGCAGGGCCCUUCUCUUUAAGGGAAGUCCUUUGUUGAUUGAAGUCUAUCCUUUUUCGGCUCUGAUUGAAUUUCUUUCUACUUUUACUCUACUAAUACCAUUGUUUCCCAUGAUAGACAAAAUCACUAAACUUGUGUGUUGGAAUUGUAGGGGAGUCUCUGGCCGGGAUACCUCUGCUCGUAUUAAACAUAUGAUGAAAAGUAUCAAUCCUAUUUUCUUUUGUAUUGUGGAAACUCGUGCGAACUCCGCUCGGCUUGAUUCUUUCAGUGCUAAAUUAGAUCGCAACUGGGCCUGGGCUGCUAUUGAGGCCGAUGGAUACUCUGGUGGAAUCAUCGUCACUUGGCAAAGGGAUAUCGGUAUGGUUACCCCGAUUGUUAAAUCCAGUUUGUAAUUGUGAGUCUUUGAAUGCUGGUGCCGGUUUUUACAUCGCUGACUCUUCUUCAAAAUUUAUCAGUGCGGGCU
This is a messenger RNA of Dioscorea cayenensis subsp. rotundata (Guinea yam), 2223 nucleotides long. RefSeq lists its product as uncharacterized. Bases 76 to 1782 code for a protein of 568 amino acids. The record is from RefSeq and is a predicted model, not a curated record. The transcript is spliced from 2 exons. NCBI's taxonomy places the organism in Eukaryota, Viridiplantae, Streptophyta, Magnoliopsida, Dioscoreales, Dioscoreaceae.